AUGGUGGGCCCCUUCAGCGCCGUCGAUCGCAGGGUGGUUAGAGUCGCCAUCGUAGGCGACUGUGGUACCGGAAAAUCCACACUCAUUGCCGCAAUGGCGUCGGAAUCUUUCCCCAAGUCCGUUCCGCCCGUGCUCCCUCCUACUCACCUGCCUCAUAAUAUCUACCCCGAUUCCGUUCCUCUUACCCUCAUUGACACACCUUCCAGCUUCGAAAAGCAAGGCGAGCGCAGUGAAGAAUUGAAGCGAGCUGACACGGUGGUCUUAACCUAUGCUUGCGACGAACCGUUGAGCUUUGAGCGUUUGAGUACUUACUGGCUCCCUGAACUGCGGAAGUUGGAGGUGAAGGCACCUGUGAUUGUAGUUGGCUGUAAGCUUGACCUUCGGAAUGAAAAUCAGCUAGUGAGCUUAGAGAGUCUCACAACAAAUAUCAUGCAACAGUUCACAGAAAUUGUCACUUGUGUUGAAUGCUCUGCUGUUACACUUUACCAGGUCCCAGAAGUUUUUUAUUUUGCCCUAAAAGCAGUACUGCAUCCAGUAGAUCCGUUGUUUGAUUAUAAAAGACAUGGUUUGACAGAUCCAUGUGUGAGGGCUUUAAGAAGAAUAUUUAUUCUAUGCGAUCAAGACAUGGAUGGUGCUCUCAAUGAUGAAGAGCUAAAUGAGUUUCAGGUUAAAUGCUUCAAUGCAGCAUUGCAGCCAUCUGAAAUAGUAAAAGUCAAAUCGAUUGUGCAGCAGAAAGUACCUGACGGAGUCAACUCUGUUGGUCUUACCUUUCCAGGCUUUAUUUAUGUCAAUAACAUGUUUCUACAGAAAGGGCGAACAGAGACAUUGUGGGCCGUUCUAAGAAAGUUUGGAUAUGAUAAUAAUUUAAAACUUCGGGAUGAUUUCCUUCCAAUUCCAUCCAUGCAUGCUUCUGAUCAGAGUGUGGAGCUGACAUGUGAAGCCGUAGAGUUUCUGAAUGAUAUCUUUCAAUUGUUAGAUACAGAUAAAGAUCUAACUCUACGACCUGCCGAAGUUGAUAACCUAUUUGAUACUGCUCCAGAAAGUCCAUGGAACAAUGCUCCAUAUAAGGAUGCAGCAGAGAAAACUGAUACGGGCUAUAUCUCUCUAAAUGGAUUUUUGUCUCAGUGGGCCCUCAUGACAUUACUUGAUCCAAAACUUAGCUUGGCUAAUUUGAUUUACAUUGGAUAUAAGGGUAAUCCUGCUGCAGCACUCCAUGUCACUCGUAAAAGAUCAUUAAAUCGCAAGAAGCAAACUACAGAAAGAAAUGUGUUCCAAUGCUAUGUUUUUGGUUCUAAACAGGCUGGGAAAUCUGCUUUGCUGUACUCGUUACUGGGAAGGCCUUUCUCAAAUAAUUAUAUUCCAACAACAGUUGAGCAGUAUGCGGCAAAUGUCAUUGAACUAAAAGGGGUAACCCGGAAAAUUCUCAUAUUGCGUGAGAUACCUGAGGAUAGAUUACCGGAACUUUUAUCAAAUCAGGAUUUUUUGGCUGCAUGCGAUGUAGCUGUUUUUGUGUAUGACAGCUCAGAUGAGUAUUCAUGGAAGAAAUCCAGAGAUUUGCUUGAUAAGGUCGUUAAAAAUGGAGAACUAACUGGUUAUAGAACCCCUUGCCUGGUUAUCGCUGCUAAGGAUGAUUUAUCUCCAUUGCCAAGGGCAGUACUAGAUUCAUUUAAGGUUAGCCAGGAAUUGGGAAUAAAGGCACCUGUUCACGUCAGUAUGAAACUAGGUGAUUCGAGUAAUGUGUAUAACAAAAUUAUUAAUGCAGCAGAAAACCCUCAUUUGAGCAUUCCAGAAACUGAGAUUUCGCGAAGAAAGAAGCAACACCACCAGUUUCAUCGCUCUCUGAUUUUUGCCUUGGUUGGGGCUGCUAUGGCGGUUGCCGGUUUGACAGCUUGUCGCGUGCGCGCAGCGAAGAAGAAUGCUACUACUGCUUAGCAAUCAAACAACCGUUAUCCUAUUGCUUCUAACUUUUUAACAGUAUUUUUCUUUCUAACCUUGGUCUACCUAAAGUUAAAUGUUUGAUGUAUAGUAAUUACAAAUCACCUUCAUUGUUGUUGUAAGCAUGCUUUAACAAGGCUUCUUCAAUAUGAUUUACAUCUAGGUUUUUUUUA
This is a messenger RNA of Vigna angularis (adzuki bean), 2108 nucleotides long. RefSeq names its product mitochondrial Rho GTPase 2. Gene Ontology annotation, molecular function: GTP binding; calcium ion binding; GTPase activity. Gene Ontology annotation, biological process: mitochondrion organization; small GTPase-mediated signal transduction. Bases 1 to 1932 code for a protein of 643 amino acids. Gene Ontology annotation, cellular component: mitochondrial outer membrane. The record is from RefSeq and is a predicted model, not a curated record. The transcript has 14 exons. Lineage: Eukaryota; Viridiplantae; Streptophyta; Magnoliopsida; Fabales; Fabaceae.